GCCAAGCGGGCCAUGGUGGUGCUGCGGGGUGGUGCGGGCCUUGAAGAGCCCUUCCCGAGGAUUGAGGACUGCCUGCCCCCACUGGAGGACUCCCCAGCCAAGAGGUUCUCCCCUUCCAAGAGGAAGCAGUACUACAUCAACAAGGCCAUCCGCAACUCCGACCUCAUCCCCCGGGCCAAGGGCCGCAAGAGCCUGCAGAGGCUGGAGAACACUCGCUACCUGAUGACGCUGCUGGAGCGAGACGAGUGUGGGAGUGAGGAGGGGGAGCUCACCCACUCUGCCCCCCCAAGCAUCUUCACUGAGGCCUGCAACAACGAGACCUACGUGGAGAUCUGGAAUGACUUCAUGAACCGGUCCGGGGAAGAGCAAGAGCGAGUCCUGCUCUACCUGGAGGAGGAAGCCAGGAAGAAGCACAGGAGGAAGCUGCCUGUCAAGAAUGAAGAGAAGUGGAAAGGGCACCCUGCCUACACGCCCCAGGAGUGCUUCCAGCGCAUCAGCCGCCGCCUGCGCUCCACCCUCAAGCGAGGUCGGAUCCCCAUGGGCACACUGGAGGGGCUGGAGGAGGAGCUGCUGGCCUUCUUCUCUGUCACCCCUCACUCUGUCUACACUGCACUGAUGGACAACAGCUUCGAGCGGCUGCUGCUCCACGCUCUCUGCCAGUACAUGGACCUCGUCUCUGCCAGCUCAGACAUCGAAGGGAAACGUCAAAUGAAAGUGAGCAACAAGCACCACGUCUUCCUGCCUCCCGAGCUCCUGCUCUCAGACUACCUGGGCCAGAUGAGCUGAUACCCCCC
Indicator indicator is the source of this 794-nucleotide messenger RNA. It is a transcript of the gene R3HDM4, whose product is annotated as R3H domain containing 4. Gene Ontology annotation, molecular function: nucleic acid binding. The transcript has 8 exons. The record is from RefSeq and is a predicted model, not a curated record. The coding region runs from base 13 to 786 and encodes 257 amino acids. Lineage: Eukaryota; Metazoa; Chordata; Aves; Piciformes; Indicatoridae.